Messenger RNA from Ceraceosorus guamensis, 1674 nucleotides. RefSeq lists its product as hypothetical. The record is from RefSeq and is a predicted model, not a curated record. Bases 1 to 1674 code for a protein of 557 amino acids. The transcript is spliced from 3 exons. NCBI's taxonomy places the organism in Eukaryota, Fungi, Basidiomycota, Exobasidiomycetes, Ceraceosorales, Ceraceosoraceae. Gene Ontology annotation, biological process: RNA processing.
AUGGCGAAGAAGUCGAGCAACCCGAUGGAUGCUGCGCGCAAAGCAGCGCGCAAACGAGAGUUGGAGAGAAACAAGGCAUCUCGACAAAAAGUCAGAGACGAAAUAAUGAUUCGCAAAGAUCCACGUCCUCUACAAGCCGAAGUCCGACGAUUGGAGAGAUUGAGCUCCACUGGCAAUGGCAAGUUGUCUGCAAUCGAUUCGAACGAGCUCAAGGAGAAAAGGGCAGAGCUGGAAGGAAUGUUGAGGUUAAAGGAAGAGUUUGUAGCCAAGCAUCCCAACAGCCGUAAACUCGUCUUUCCAGGCGAAGAAGAGGAGCGAUCGGAGAAAGAGAGACAAAGGAAGGCUGAAGAGGAGUCUAAAAUGGGUGCUGGUGCUGGCAAAGCAUCGGCUGGGCCAGCAGGUGGAGGACAGUAUGCUGGCAGAAUCCCGGAAAGAAGCGUGUAUUACGAUCCAGUGUUCAAUCCGACCGGUGCACCUCCUCCUGGAAUGCCGUACAGAGAGAAACCGCCUGAUCAGUGGCCUGCACCCCCGCUACCCUCGUCGCCACCACCAAGCUGGCCAACGACUUUUGACACCACGUCCGAAGCGCAAGCACGUGAGGAGAAAGCCGAGGUGUUGUAUGGUGAUGAAGUCGGCACCCCGAAUUCGGACACAGACUCCGACUCGAAUUCGGACGAAGAUGGGAUUCAGCUUCCCGAGGGUCCUCCACCUUUACCUCCAGCUGCCGAAGUCGAGGUCAAAGAGGAGAGCGAAGAGGAUGACGAGGAUGAUGACGGGAUCAUCAUGCCCUCUGGUCCGCCUCCCCCCAAAGUUGGAUCGAACGCUCCAGCUGGGCCAGCUCAAAUGCACUACACUGGUCCGCCACCUGGCUUCGGCACGCACUUGGGCACAGCUAUGCCUCUGGCCGCUCCCAAUUGGACAAGUCACGGUCCAAUGUCCGGUGCUGGACCUUUUCCAGCAGGGCUUAGCGACCAGAUGAGGCCUCCGACAUGGCAAGCCGGGCCGAGCCAAUUCAGACCACCGCCUCCUAUGCGUUCCUUUCCAAGAGCAGGUGCACCAAGAGGGUUUGAAGGGUACGCUGCGCAUGCAGGCGGGGGCGAAGGCGUACGUGCAGAUCCAAUGGCCUUGAAUGGAGAAGUGAGGCCCACUUUUCAAAGCUGGCGCGCACGACCUCGAUCUUCUCCUCAUACUCUCCAUCCCUCUCAAUCCGGACCAAAUUCCGUGCCAGCAAGAGCUCCGACCGGUCCUUCCGCCUCUUCUGCCGCUACCGCUUCCCAUCAUUCCCGGCCACAAGCUCCCGGUCCACCACCAGUGCGACCGCCAACAUCCAUCUCCGCCGCUCCUCAAAUGCGCGAUUUCAGAAAAGAAGCUGCAGAAUUUGUUCCGCCCGCCUUGGCUCGCAAGAGAGCCGCGCAGAGAGCUCAGGCUGCUAAAGGAGGUCUGCCAGGAAUGAUCGAUGCUGCACCUGCAUCUGGACCAAGAGCAGAUCAGCAAGAGGCGAAUUCUUCAAAAGAGGACACACAAAGGAUCGGCCUGAUGGACAGGCUCAAACCUCAUCUCAACACGAGCUGGGAUGCGCAGGAAGCAAGUCCCAAGUUUGGCCAGGCUCCAGGCAGGAGGAAGAAGGAUGACGAGUAUGAACGAUUCUUGGGCGAUAUUGGGGAUCUACUAUGA